AUGGCAUCAGUCACGAUUCCUCACUCACUUCCGCCGAACUCUGUCGUCCUUGCUGGUUUCCCAUGCCAUGGAAGUGCUGUCGAGCGGAUGUUGUACAUGUGGAGGAACUCGCUACUGGUUUUGUGGGAUUUCUGCCAGGUCAAGUUCGAAGACAUAUGGGCAUCGACCGGACUGCUCAUGAUAUGUGUGCGGUUCGUGGGCGCAAUCCUGGCUCCAGCUUCUUUUUAUUGUCAGGUGCUGGCGCCAUUUACGAUGUAUUAUGCGAGGUUCGUAAACACCACCUUCCACAUCCUUCAAGGACCGCGGUACAUGCCCAGCUACUUGGGCCUGCAAAGCCUCUUCAGUAAACACGCCCCCUUUGACGUCGCCUUCUUUUUGUCCCUCUUCGGAGUAUGGCGUGUCAACAUGACCUUGGAGUUGUUUUACUGCGCCUGGACGGCCGUCGCAACUGCCGUACUAUGGUACUGGUACCGCGAGUUGAUCCCUGGCGUCAGCCUGCGAGGCCUUAUGUUGACUCGCCUCCUGGUGACCCUGGCCAAUAUCUAUUUGAAUGCGUUUCUGAAUCCCCGCAGCAGCCACCACCGUCGCCCAGUGCCGUUCCUGGGUUGGCGCAGGAAUCAAGGAUACGUCGCCGCAGCCGCAGCCGCCGCCGCCGCCGCCAACUUGGAUGGGGGGUGUUUCAGCAAGACGGCGGCAGCGGCAGAGCUUCUGGCUGGGGAAAAGGCGGCAGAGGGGGCGGCGGCGGGAGCUGGGCCUUCCGGCCUGGGCUCCAUGAGCGCCGAGGACAUGACGUCGCAGCUAGGUGGCGGCAGCGGCGCCGGAGCUGCAGCUGCCUCUUAUUUCUCUAAUUCCUCGUAUAAGGUCCUAGGGAGGGAUAAUGCCGCACAGGGAAAGAGUCCUGAGCCCGAGAAGCUUCUACGAAUGCGGCCUCCGUCGCAGGCAGCGCCGUUGGCUGGCUGUACGACAGCGACAGCAGCAGCACCAGCAGCAGCACGGGCAGCAGCGGCAGCGGCAGUAGCAGCGAUACCCCCUGGCGGUGACGUGGCGGCCGCGGCUCGGGGGUUUCCGUACGUGUACCGAUCCCCAGUUCAGCGUCGCGUCUUGCGGAUGUAUUUAGGGGAGAUGAGAGCAUCACCACCAGUAUUAUCACCAGCAUCAUCAUCAUUGCUGUCGAACCCCGUCCCAGCUGUCCCCCUAGUAGCCAGGCCCGGCGGUGCUCGGCCGCAGCGGCACUGCUGGGGCCCCCAUUUGGAUCUGAGCGCAGUGCUGCGGGCGCUGGGCUUGGAGCUUCCGCCCACUGCCGUCGAGGAUGAACAGGUACACGACCAGUGCCAACAGCAUCAGUAUACGCAGCAAGCUCAGCAGCAGCAGCAGCAGCAAGCUCAGCAGCUAGUCGAAUGGGAGGAUUGCGAGGUGUUGACGGGUUCUUGGUCACGGAAGGCGGCGCAGGGGCGAGGGGGGUGUCCGGAGGGGGGUGCGGCCCGCCUCCAGGUGACGGGACUGGCGCCGCGGGUGCUGCUGCUGCCGCCGUCGCCGUCGCAUCCCUCCACGCCCGCCGCCGCCGCCGCCGGCCGCCUGCCCGUGCUGCGGAUAUCUGUGGCGCUGGGUGGAGGUGGCGGUGGCGGCUGCUGCGGCGUGGCGGAGCUGCCUCAGGGCCUGGAGGGAUCGCAGCAGCGGCAGUACGACGGACAGCAGCAGCAGCAGCAGGAGGCGUCAAGGCGGCGUGCGACUGUGGAGGCGGUCUGGGAAGUGCUGGAGGUGGAGGUGUUGGUGAGGUCGGCCAACAUGUACCUGCCUAUCCGAGUGGCAAGCCGGGGGGUUGUACGUCGGGACAGAGGAGGCACCAGCGGCGUCAUGGAGCCGUCAACGUCGCCGCCACUGUACGGCCGCGAGUACGAGUACGACAUUGAGUUGUUGAGAGCUCCACCCGGGCCGGGUGUCGUGCUGCUGGAGCUUGGCUUUAAAUGCUGCACACCAGCCGCAGCCAAAACUGCCGCCGGUGGUGGUGGUGGUGGUGGUGGUGGUGGUGGCGACCAGCUCCACCGCUCUGGAGUUUCCUCCUCAGGCCGUUGGCAUCGCGUAAUGUUGCCUAUUUUGGCAACGGACGAUGCGGCCGUAGCCGGGGAGCUGUCCGCCGCGGGUUCUUCCUGGCCUGCCCGUAGGUUGGGCGAGUUGGACGAGCUGCUGUACGACAUGGGAACAUGGACGGCGGCAGCGGCGGCCGCGGCGGGUGGUAUCGGCAGGGCCGACGGAGAUGACGAUGUUACCGCCGCCGGUGCUGUACUGUCAACCCUUGGACCCCACUUGCUGUCGUACGCUGAUUCAGCAGGCUUGGAAGCUACCGCUGCCAGAAUUCGGAACGACAUGCGCCCCCUCCUGGUCAAGUGCGGGCAUAGCAGCACCGCAGCAGCCGGUGCUACUGCCGAUGCUACUGCCGAUGCUACUGCACAUCCUACUGCAGACGCUACUGCAGGUGCUGGUCUGACACAGCGGGCAGAGGACGUCGCCAUGGAGCAUCUCGACACGGGAGAUUCGACCCCCCUUGCCGCAACUGUGUUUAAAACGCCGCACUGGGGCCGUUUCGUUGAAGGAAGCGACAACUGCCGGGUUGUUGUUGUUCGUGUCAGUGGUGGGGAUGGGGACGGGGGUGGAGGUAAAGGCAGGGGGCGGUGUGGGAUGCAGCGGCAGCCGUGGUGGUGGUGGUUGGUGUUGAAGCGGGCUGUGGGGCUGCAAGCCGCCCCGCCUGAUGACGCCGCCGCCUUCCGGGCCUUUGUGGACGCGUGGACGGACGGUCUGAGCCACAUUGCCAAACUGCCCAGGCUGUUGGGCUUCUGCGCUUCCAAAGGGCUGCUGCUGGCGGGCCUGCCGGCCCCCUCGGGCGCGGCGGCGUACGCUGGCGGUCCAGGGAUGGUGCUGCUGGAGGGGGUCAUCCUGCCGGGGGUAUGCCUGGUCUCGCCCUGUACGGCCUUUCUCAUCUCCUGCCUCAGGUUGCUUCUCAACUACCGGAGUACGUUGCUGAUAGGAGCAGCGACCGGUGCUAAGACAGCGCUGCUGACCUCAGCGACAGUGGAGCUACUGGCGGUGACCACCACACUAGCUUGCCACUUCUAUUUGCGGUGCCGGUUCGACCUGUGGCAGGAAGCAGUGGCAGCCGCGGCGGCGGCUGAACCUGGCGGUGUAGACAGCUGUGGCAGCUACAGCCGACGUGGCGGCGGUUGCGGCAUAAAUCAAUCAGGAGCAUCUGACGACGGAAAGCACGCUAAAGCGGAGUGA
Molecule: messenger RNA, 3273 nt
Organism: Volvox carteri f. nagariensis
Lineage: Eukaryota; Viridiplantae; Chlorophyta; Chlorophyceae; Chlamydomonadales; Volvocaceae
Exons: 10
Coding region: 1-3273 (1090 amino acids)
Source: RefSeq, a predicted model, not a curated record